This is a messenger RNA of Notothenia coriiceps (black rockcod), 1514 nucleotides long. Its product is annotated as sodium/calcium exchanger 1-like. The record is from RefSeq and is a predicted model, not a curated record. NCBI's taxonomy places the organism in Eukaryota, Metazoa, Chordata, Actinopteri, Perciformes, Nototheniidae. Gene Ontology annotation, biological process: sodium ion transmembrane transport; calcium ion import across plasma membrane. Bases 624 to 1514 code for a protein of 296 amino acids. Gene Ontology annotation, cellular component: postsynapse; sarcolemma; axon. Gene Ontology annotation, molecular function: calcium:sodium antiporter activity. The transcript has 2 exons.
GGAGGCGCGCUGAUCCUCAGUCGGUGUUUGAGGGAACAGUACACACACUUUCUCGCUCUUUCGCUCUAGUAUACUCUCGCUCUCCUCCUCCUCUCUCUCUUUCUCUCUCUCUUUCUUUCUCUCUCUCUCUCUCCUUUUCUCUUGCGCUUGCACGGAGUGAGAGGGGCAUCGGGAAGGGAAGAAUGAGGAAGAAGUCGGCUGUGCUGCGCGCCUCGUCCCAACAAAUGCGGGUUUGCUGAUGAAGCUCCGCUCCGGUUAUCCGAUCAUACAGGUCUUACACGUCCCGCUGCAUGGAAACGAAGAGUAGGCAACAACCGAAAACAACAGCAACAAACAAAAAGCUGUCAGUGCAUGGGAAUCCGGACACCUCUCCCUCUCUUUUGUGCGUCUCGCUGUGUGGAUACGCUGCCUUGGCUGGCGUAUAAGAGCUCCCUGCGUCUCCAUUACCAUUCUCCACUACUGGCUUACCUCUUCUUCUCCUCCUCCUCCUGGUUCUGCUGCUAGUAGAGCUUUAGUCCUGCUUUUACUACUGACUGCCUUCUCCGGAUUGUGGACACUCUCUGGAUAAACAGGUUUGAUAUCCUCAUAAAUCGUCACCUCACGGUGCUGGUUCGGACGUCAUCAUGGGUCGCUGGGAUCACUCAUCCCUCCUGUCCCCUGCCCUGAGGGUAGCAGUCUUCACGGUGAUCAUUCUCCUAAAGCUCGAUCCCUCUUUGGCCGGCACUCUGCCUGAGCAGAGUUUCGAUGGCUCCGUUUUAGCGGUGUCCACCAACAAAACGGAAUGCAGCAUGGCUGAGCCAUGCGCAAAAGGGGUGGUCCUUCCUAUUUGGGAGCCUCAGAACCCGUCAUUUGGUGACAAAGUGGCCCGGGCAACAGUUUAUUUUGUGGCUUUAGUCUACAUGUUCCUUGGCGUGUCGAUCAUUGCAGACCGUUUCAUGGCAUCGAUAGAGGUCAUCACGUCUCAAGAAAAGGAGAUCACUAUAAAGAAGCCCAAUGGAGAAACCACCACCACCACCGUUCGGAUCUGGAACGAGACCGUCUCCAAUCUCACCCUCAUGGCUCUGGGCUCGUCGGCUCCUGAGAUCCUGCUGUCCGUCAUAGAGGUCAUAGGUCACGGGUUCGAAGCUGGCACACUGGGCCCCGCCACCAUUGUGGGUUCUGCGGCAUUCAACAUGUUCGUCAUCAUCGGGCUUUGCGUGUACGUUGUUCCCGACGGCGAGACGAGGAAGGUCAAGCACCUCCGCGUGUUCUUCGUCACGGCCACCUGGAGUAUCUUCGCCUACAUCUGGCUCUACCUGAUCCUGUCCGUGAUCUCUCCCGGCGUGGUGCAGGUGUGGGAGGGGCUGCUCACCUUCUUCUUCUUCCCCAUAUGUGUGCUUUUCGCCUGGGUUGCCGACCGCCGCCUGCUGUUCUACAAGUACGUGUACAAGCGCUACCGCACUGGAAAGCAGCGUGGCAUGAUCAUCGAGACCGAGGGAGACCGCCCACUUCCUUCCAAGGUAUGUUUGGAUUAA